UAGUGUAUUUUCACCUAUCCGUCAGUACAUUGCAGACCGUCGGCACGGUCGAUAACUAUUAGUGUGGUUUGUACAUGUGACCGAAAAAACCGGAGUGACUUGUGUAAUCAUAAAAAAUUUAGCACAUAUUAAAGAAAUAUAAUAAAACAAAAGAACACAAAAAUUAUAUGUAAGGCGCUUAGAAGAUGCGAGACGACCUACUUUUUGGAUUUCAUGUGAUCUCUUGUAUACAAUUUGCAUUUGCAGUAUAUUAUGAUUAUAUGUACAUUGCAAUACCUCCAAAUCUUAUCAAAAUGCACAUUAAUUUUGGCGGGAAAUUCAAGUUUCUUACUUUCUGGGACGCGAUUAUUCAAGCAAUAUUUUUUUUUAUAUGUAUGUUAAAUGAUUGGUUUGGUACAAAUGCUGUUAGUCCCAAAAAACCACCAUUUAUACGUAAAUUAAAAGAUCACAUACAUGCGAUACUUAGUUUUCCAAUUGCCAUGUUUGUUGGAGUGACAUUCUGGGCUCUAAUGUUUGUGGAUCGUGAAUUGGUGCUUCCAAAAGCUGUAGAUCCUUACUUUCCAUGGUGGUUAAAUCAUUUAAUGCACACUAUGAUCAUGAUUACCAUAUUAGUAGAAACGAUUUUAGUGCCACGUACAUAUCCAAAGAGAUCGAAUGGUCUCCUUGGUAUAAUAAUAUUCUUAUUUAUAUAUUUAGUUUGGAUAUAUAUAAUUUAUUAUAAAAGUGGUGUCUGGGUAUAUCCAGUAUUGGAAGUGCUAUCAUUGCCAUUACGAAUUGUGUUUUUCAGUGCACUAAUUACAUUCAGUAUAGGCUUGUAUUUUAUCGGCGAAAAAGUGGACAACUUGUUUUGGGGUAACGAAUAUAUUAAACAUGAAAAAUCUUAUGCCAAAAAAAAAUAACUUUGCCCAUGGGUGAUAAGGUGUGCUGAUUUCGAUUAUAUAUAAUUAGCCUUCUCUAAGGUGAUGGUGAAUAAAACAAAAAUUAAUUUCUUUUCUCCCAUCAUUUCCCAUUUACCUUAUAUUACGGCAUGCAUACAUAACACGCUAUUAAAUAAAUUUUAAUUAAAAAAAAUAUAAUAAUAUAGUGUGCAUGUACAAAGAGAAUUGCAUUUAUUAUUUUUCAAAAGCAAAAAGCACGAAAAAAACACGAUCGUUAAUAAUUUGAUUACUGAAGAGAGUGAUAUAACUGAAGCAUGUAUAAGUACAUAGAUGUGAUUUUUUUUCUAUAUGUCAUAUAUGAUGAAAGAAAAAGGGCAAACUAAUUGUACACUAUACACAUUUUGGUCUCUGAUAUUCAUGAUACAAAUUAAAAACUGGAAAAAAAUGAAAAAUGAAAAAACACGAAUACAUAUGUAUACACAAUGCAAUUAUUACAUUUUUGUAUCUUCAACAAAUUAUGUUAUGUUCUGACAACAAAGAAAACACUGAUGGCUCUAUUUGUAUCGAGUAUAGGAAAAAAAUACAUAGCAGAAGCUAUCGGACCGGAUUUCAAAGCAUAAUGAAGUUCAUGUUGGAGAAUCGAGCAAGAGGAAAAUACUUUUGUGAAACUGAUUAAACCGAAAAAUGAUGAAUAUACAUAUAUGUUCAUGAUUUGAUGUCGUCAUAGGAUCUCAUACUAAAAAGAAGUGAUUGAAAAUUCCAUAUUCACACUACGAAAUUGAGUUGCAAUAUUUUUUAUUUCACAAAUAAAAAUAACAUAGAUUCUAAAUAUAAUACAAGACAUAUAUACAUUUUGUUAAUAUUUUCUGUUAUGCUUUUAGAUUAGAGAUGAAUUAAAAAUAAAAAU
This is a messenger RNA of Apis laboriosa (Himalayan honeybee), 1785 nucleotides long. Its product is annotated as androgen-dependent TFPI-regulating protein-like. Bases 186 to 899 code for a protein of 237 amino acids. The record is from RefSeq and is a predicted model, not a curated record. Gene Ontology annotation, cellular component: membrane; endomembrane system. NCBI's taxonomy places the organism in Eukaryota, Metazoa, Arthropoda, Insecta, Hymenoptera, Apidae. The transcript has 5 exons.